Molecule: messenger RNA, 3305 nt
Organism: Cuscuta campestris
Lineage: Eukaryota; Viridiplantae; Streptophyta; Magnoliopsida; Solanales; Convolvulaceae
Source: the annotation of a GenBank genome assembly
GAAAGUGAAAUCCAAAAAAAAAAAAUCGUGUGGGAAGGAAUGAUUAUUUAUUUUCCCCUUUCAUGGCUCACAAUAAAUUUGUUACAUCCUCUAGUCAUCUUAAUUUCUUCAACUUUUCUCAAAAUUUGAGGUUCAAAAUUAUCUUCCAUAGUUAUGUUGAAAUCAAAUCAAAUAUGUAUAGUAAGUAAGAUUACUAAUGAAUUUGGAUCUCAUUUGAUCAUUUCGUUGCUUAAAGAAAAACAUAAUAAAACUCAUCGGAUUUUACUCCGUAGUGGCGGGGCAGAGGUAAACCAAGGUGUUCGUCGAUUUUCAAUCAGCCCGUGACGAUUAGACCACGUUUGGACGCGUGAAUCUCAUCUUAAAUCCGAGGUUUCGUGUUUGGUUGUUCCAGCAGGUAAUUGCACAAGCCCUUUAGUUACUGUUUUCAUCGUUCUCCUGACACAGUUUCAAGCAAUUCCACCAUUUUCAUGUCCAGAGAUUAUAAUUGAAAUCGAAGAGCUUGUGCUGUGCAGGGGGUUCUGUCUGGGCUUCAGCUUUGAUGGUAAUGCCCUUUCUUCUCACUGCAUCAAAUGCAGAAACCCCUCAACUGUUUUGAGUUCCAUCGCCUUUAACACUGCAUUUAUUGAUUAAUUAUCUGAUUGCCAACACCUAACAUUGUACUGGGCCAGAUUAAAGAUUGAGAAUAAUGCAAUCAUGUGAAAAAAAAGGCUUACAAAACAUCAAAUGUGUUGAAAAUGCAAAACAUUUAUAAUUCCAAAUGCAAUCUUUUUUUAUAUCUAUUUGCUUACACCACCCGCUACUUUCAAUUUUUCUCUCUCUUCUAAUUAAUUUCAAUCUCCUUUUUUUACUUUUUGAUAUUUUUCUUAAACUCUAUGAUGACACACUGAUGUUUAUUUCGGGACAAUGGGAGUACAUUACGAGUGUUAUUCCUGACAUCAAAAUUUUUCUCCUAUUCUUUAUAGCCGAUUCCAAACCCUACUUUUGUGCGAUUCAAUUGGGUUGUUGCUGUUGUUUUCUUUAUAGCAAUUGUGGGUUGUGGUAAUGUCAUGUUGGAAGCUAUUCCUGAAUCUAUUUUUACCUUAAAAGUCUUCUUAUAAAGAUUCCUGUGUAUAAUGCAUCCAAUACCGAUGCACAUAUUGGCACCCUUAAGCUGUGUCAUUUGUGAAAUUUUGGAGACAUGGACCAAUAUUUUGUUAUGUACUAAAACAAGAUAUGAAAGUAAGUCUUUGGGAACUCUGGUAAUUCAUAUCCUCGUAAUUCUUAUAGAUACUUUCUGCCUAAGCUAAAAGUUUGGACAUAGCUUUUCUCUAGCGUAUGUUAUCUAUAUACCCCCCUUGUCCUGCAAAACAACUCCUCUCUUUGAUGACAUCAAGUUUUGGAAAUGUGAAAUGUGUGGUUGAAAUAUGUUUAGAAGACAUAUAUUAUGAGCCACAUAUUCUUUUUCUUAAAUAGAAGUGGGAGACGUACGGGAGUUAUUGUAAAUAGAGGUGGGACGAAACUACGGAAGGAGUACAUAUUAUCGUUUUGUUCUCUGUUCUUUUUCUGGAUAAGGAAGCAGUUUCAUCUUAUUUUAUACCCUUCUCUAAAAUGCUUCGUUCUUGGAGUUAUUGUAUUUUAUUAGAACUGUUAUAAGCAACAAUGAUUUGAAUGUUGGUCCCUCGAAAGGUCUGCGUGCACGCACCUUUCCUAGACCCUACUUUUUGUGGGAUUUUAUUGGGUUUGUUGUUGUUGAUUUGAAUUUUGUUGGUCCAAAUCACUUAACUGCUCUUUGUUUUUGCUCAUGGUUGCAUGUGAUGAAAGAACCCUGAGUACUAAAAGUUGGGUAUACACGAAAUCGCAUCGACAUGGACAUCUCACAAUCAGAAAAUGAUGAGAAGAGAACCGUUUGGAAGAAAUCAAAGCAGAAUCUGAAGGUGGCAAAAAGUGGGGGAAGUCAUGACAGUCCCCAAGAAGUUGAGCUUGAAGGAUUUCCCAAAAAGAGGCGCCAUGAAGAUAAUAAUCCCUUGCAAUUAGGAGAUUCGUCACACUUAGAGAGGCCUUGCGUAAUGCCACUUGUACCCCUCCACAACUUAGCACGUAGUUCAAAGGCUUCAGUGAUCUUGAGCGGAACAGCUUGUAAAGGAGCAACCGGACCCCCUAUUGGAGCUUUGGACAUUGGACUCAGCAAAUCUGCUUAUUAUUUCCGUAUUGCUCUACCUGGAGUUAAAAAGGACCCUGGUUUGUCACCCCUUAUUCUAAUUUACGUUUUUAGCCUCUAGUAUGUGAUCUGCUCUACCUGGUUUUUCAAGAACCCUGACACUAACAUUAUUAAGGUCAUUUAUUCGAUGCUUCAUAUAAAAUAACAUCAAACCCCAUGAAGCACUAAACCACAAGCCCAUUGUACAGUAUGUCAAAGCAAGCAGAAUAUCUUCUUGUGCAACACACUUGUAUACUUAUUCUUAGAGAAACGUCAAGCCUGCUUUAGAGCCUGUUUGGAUGGUUUUCUCGCACAUGCUCAAAAGGGCUUUUAGUUGUUCAAAAGCGCAAACAUUCUGAACUGAGUUUCAAAAACAACAAUUUUCAUAUUUAUUGAAAUAAAAUAGUAUUAAGAAUGAAUGCAUUUGGAGAAGAAGUAUUGAGAAUAAUCUGUUUUGAGCUCUUUUAUAGAGUUUGAGCAUUUUUUUUCAACCAAAAACACUAAAAUAGUGAUUUUUGGAAAUGUGUCUCAUUUCAAAAGUAAUCCCAAAUGAGUUCAUGGUUUUGAUGGGAUAAUUGAUUAUACUGAUUGAUGAUGACGAUACAUUAAGUUUUCUAAAACAAUCUUGUGAUUCUUGGCAUCAGGUGAAUUCAAGUGUGAGAUCGAACGUGAUGGAAAGGUUCAUAUCCAUGGGGUAACAUCAACCGGAGAAAAAGUCGUGUCAAGGUAUUCACGGGUGUUUCAAAUGAAAUUUCAAGAGCAUUGCCCGCCUGGCGCUUUCACUCUGUUUUUUAGUCUGCCCGGACCAGUUGAUCCAAGGUUAUUCUCACCCAACUUCAGAUCAGAUGGCAUUUUUGAAGCUGUUGUAAUGAAAUACGAACCAUAACCAUCACAUUUUGUAGUAGGGAGAUGGCUGGCAUUGGUAUUAUGAAUGAACAAGAAGAUAGAUUAGACAUAUAUGGACAGAUGAUGCUGUAAAUUAGGGCGUGAUACUGUAUUUGGACUCUUAGAACACAAUGCUUUCUAUAUUUAUGUCCUAACAUUUAUCUCCCAGUACUACAAAGAUCACAAUUGCAUUUCUCUUUUUGGCAUUUUUUUAUAUUAAUGUGAUUAAAUUAGGACGAUGCUA